AUAUUCUCUCCUACGGCCACUAGCUUAAAUCCUCUUUCGAAUCGUAUAGCUAGGCUAGCUACCAGCUAGCCUUUCUUUCUUAUAAAUUCUACCAGCUUCCUGAUCUUAGCUCAAGGGAGUGAUCUGAGGAGAUGGAGGAGAUCAGUAAGCAGGGAGCUGGUCAACCAAGAGAUCAGACUGACCAGGAUAAUUUAUUGGGUUAUGGUUCUUCUGUGGAUUAUAAAGGAAAAGUGGCUCUUCGGGCUUCCACUGGUGUUUGGAAGGCCUCCAGGUUUAUUAUUGCAAUCGAGUUCAGUGAGAGAUUGUGUUACUUUGGAAUUGCAACCAGCUUGAUCCUUUACCUCAGCAAAGUAAUGCUUCAAGACCUUGAGACAGCAACCAAGAACGUGAACUACUGGUUUGGUGUUACUACUUUGAUGCCACUGUUGGGAGGGUUCAUCGCUGAUGCUUACUUAGGCCGAUUCUCGACAGCGCUCGUGUCAAGCAUCAUCUAUCUCAUGGGUCUGAUUCUCCUGACGUUGUCUUGGUUCAUACCAGGAUUAAAGGCUUGUGAGACUGAUAUGUGCAUAGAGCCUAGGAAGGUUCACGAGGGGGUAUUUUUCCUUGCCAUUUACAUGAUCUCAGUAGGAACUGGAGGGCAUAAACCCUCUUUGGAGAGCUUUGGAGCGGACCAGUUUGAUGAUGAUCACACUGAAGAAAGAAGGCAGAAGACGACAUACUUCAACUGGUGGAACUUUGGCCAUUGUGCUGGACUUCUACUUAGUGUGACUGUGAUUGUGUAUGUGCAAGACCAUGUGAACUGGGGUGCUUCAUAUAUCAUAUUCACGGCAGUCAUGGCAGUGUCGUUGGUUAUCUUCAUCACAGGAAGGCCAUUUUAUCGUUACAGACAUUCAACAGGAAGCCCCUUGACGCCAUUGUUGCAAGUUCUUGUAGCAGCCAUUCGCAAGAGAAAUCUUCCUUAUCCUUCCAGUGUUGCUCAAUUGUUUGAAAUUCUCAAGGCAGAGAAGACCAAAGGGAGAUUCCUGUGUCACACAAACAAACUCAAAUUUCUUGACAAAGCAGCUGUUAUUGAAGACAAGGAUAAUCCAGCUGAGAAGCAGAGUCCUUGGAAACUUGCGACCGUGACAAAGGUUGAGGAGUUGAAGCUUGUUCUGAACAUGAUCCCCAUAUGGCUUGCUACUUUGCCAUUUGGAAUUUGUAUGGCACAACGCACCACUUUUUUUAUCAAACAAGGUGUUAUGCUAAACCGAAAGAUUGGAAAUGGUUUUGAGCUUCCCCCGGCCUCCAUUUUCGCCGUUGCUGCCAUUGGAAUGAUUAUCGCUGUCACUAUCUACGAGAAAAUCCUCGUUCCCACUCUAAGAAAGGCAACAGGAAACGAGCGAGGAAUCACUAUCCUACAGAGGAUUGGCAUUGGAAUGCUAUUCUCCAUUCUUGUAAUGGUAGUUGCCGCCCUUGUUGAGAAGAAAAGGCUAGGCGUAGUGGAGAAUGAUCCCAGAAAGAGUUCACUUUCCAUGAGUGUUUUCUGGUUGGCUCCCCAAUUUCUCAUCCUCGGUAUUGGAGAUGGAUUUGCUCUAGUGGGCUUGCAGGAGUAUUUUUAUGAACAAGUCCCAGACUCUAUGAGGAGUUUAGGCAUUGCAUUUUACCUAAGUGUUACAGGAGCUGCAAACUUCGUGAGUAGUUGGUUGAUAACCAUUGUUGGAUGUUUAACCAAGAAGGAUGGACACGGUUGGUUUGGUAAAGAUUUGAAUACUAGCCGUUUGGACAAAUUCUAUUGGCUGUUGGCUGGAAUUUCUGCUGUGAACAUGCUAUUUUUUGUGUUCUUGGCUCGAAGGUAUUCUGACAAAACUGUGCAGAGGGUGGCUGUGGCAGACUGCAAUAUUGAAGGCGUUGAUGAUGCCAUGGUAUAGGUAGUGAUGGCCUAAGGUGGAUCAAGUCUUAGAAAUUCUUUGCAAGUUUUAGAUGGGGCAAUCACAAGAUCGAAAGUUAGGAAGAUUAAGGAAGUUAUGUAAAGAUGUGUGCAAUCCACUUGGAUCGAGUCUAGCAAGAGCCAAAUAUUCAAGAUGAGUUUGAGAUAAAAAGAUUCAGUUUUCAUCAAUGUGAUAUGUUAUGGAAGAUACGACUUGGCCUAUUUCAUUAAAAUAGCUUAUUUUAUUAGUUUAAAAUAAUGGAGUUUAUUAUGAGAAUGACUUAAGGGCAUGUUGGAAAAAUUAUUAUUUUUGUUCAGGUUUCAAUGAGUUAUUGUACCGUGGAACUAUUCACAGAAUUGUAGUGCCGCACUGUUCACCUAGGGAUAUUUUUGUAAAGGGCUGAUUUUAUUUUAGCCUAGGGUUUUGUGAGGGUUUAGUUUAAAUACAUUUUGUUGCCUCAUUUUAAAUAGAAGAUAUGCAAGUUUAUGAUUUGGUGAUUAU
Molecule: messenger RNA, 2408 nt
Organism: Carya illinoinensis
Lineage: Eukaryota; Viridiplantae; Streptophyta; Magnoliopsida; Fagales; Juglandaceae
Product: protein NRT1/ PTR FAMILY 5.6-like
Exons: 4
Coding region: 132-1907 (591 amino acids)
Biological process (GO): transmembrane transport; dipeptide transport
Cellular component (GO): membrane
Molecular function (GO): tripeptide transmembrane transporter activity; dipeptide transmembrane transporter activity
Source: RefSeq, a predicted model, not a curated record